This is a messenger RNA of Aspergillus chevalieri, 885 nucleotides long. RefSeq lists its product as uncharacterized. Gene Ontology annotation, molecular function: DNA-binding transcription factor activity; transcription cis-regulatory region binding. The transcript has a single exon. NCBI's taxonomy places the organism in Eukaryota, Fungi, Ascomycota, Eurotiomycetes, Eurotiales, Aspergillaceae. The record is from RefSeq and is a predicted model, not a curated record. Gene Ontology annotation, biological process: positive regulation of transcription by RNA polymerase II. Gene Ontology annotation, cellular component: nucleus. Bases 1 to 885 code for a protein of 294 amino acids.
AUGGUCCUCAAGGCCGUGUUGUCCUUAUCUGCGCGACACGAUGCGAUCAUGUCGGGUUCAAGUGAUGUAGAAGCGUCUGAAUAUCACGGGCAAUGUCUAGAACUGUUAAUUGCAGUGCUCGCUCAACCAGAAGGAUAUGACGACAAUCUCCUGAUCACCGUAGUGAUCCUGCGGUUCUACGAGGAACUGGAAAACAUCACAGACGAAAAGUACCACCUUUUAGGAUCCAACCGGCUCCUCAAUACCAUGUCCAAGUCUGCUUCGUCCGGUGGCCUGGCUGAAGCCGUUAGCUGGCAGUUCCUGCGACAGGCCAUAUACGCCUCGGUCGUGCAGUAUCAGCCGAUGUCGCUGGAUCUAGAGAACUAUGAGCACUCAACCGUGUUUCAGCGCAGUGAUGACGCAGCAUACGCAAACGUGAUUAUCUUUCUCUGCGCCCGUGUCAUUCAGCUCUGCGCAAGAACGGACACAGAGGUCAUGGAUGAAGCCGCCUGGCAUCAGAUUGCUCACAGCGUGGAACACUGGCAUCGCGCGAGGCCGAUCUCAUGGCAGCCGUUGCGAUAUAGAUCAGCUGAUCCAGCAGAGAACCGACCAUUUCCAGAACUAUGGAUGAUGUCGCCGCCGGCAGUGGUGGGAUUGCAAUACUACCAUGCAUCGUGCAUAUUCCUGACCUCGUCGGACGGACACUGGCAAACGGUCAGCGACUACGAGCUAGCACGCUUGCGUCGAGUUGACGAGGUAAGUAUAGUCAGUGCUACUUCGGUCACCCCGACUGACAGUAUAGAAAACAAUCGCAUCACAUUUGGUUAUGGUGAUCGGCCUUGCCCUGUCGAACGAAACGGUCGAAAACGCAUUCUUCAUGGCGUGCCACUUGGUACAUCGAUGUAA